AUGGCGCGCCACUUUGCUCUGGGUACAUGGUACGACGCGUACAAUAUGAGUGAUCCAUCGGUAUUUGCACUUCAAACAUCUAAUUCACCACGUCCAGUGACACAAACGUCUAAAUCAACACGUCCGGUGACACAAACAUCUAAAUCAACACGUCCUGUAUCCCAAGAAUCUUAUUCAACAUUCAUCUUGUCGUGGUCACCUCAUCCUUCAUCUUCUAUGUCUCAAUCAUCGAAUCCGUGGUUAUUGUCAGAACCAAAUGCAAAUCAAAACGAAAUCGGACAGAAUUCAUCGGUCGCUUCAUCUUUCAAAGCAAAUUACUACUGGCUGAUUUUUAUUUUCUUCUUGAAUUAA
Messenger RNA from Rotaria sp. Silwood1, 351 nucleotides. The record is from the annotation of a GenBank genome assembly. Lineage: Eukaryota; Metazoa; Rotifera; Eurotatoria; Philodinida; Philodinidae.